Molecule: messenger RNA, 313 nt
Organism: Aspergillus piperis CBS 112811
Lineage: Eukaryota; Fungi; Ascomycota; Eurotiomycetes; Eurotiales; Aspergillaceae
Exons: 1
Source: RefSeq, a predicted model, not a curated record
AUGCAGAGAGAGGGAGGAAAGGACAAGGAAAGAAGCAGGAGGCAGCGAGAUUCCUCUUGGGCAAAGCUGGUGGCUCGACAGAUUAGCCGCCGAGGGGGAUGCUGGCGGGCGCAUCAUUGGCUCAGCGCAAAGGCCCCAACGGUGCAUGAGGGGCAGCUCUCCGCGAAUUAUCAGUCGGAAAUGGUUGAUCUCCUCCUUCACGGUCCUGCAGGUUUGGCCUUCCCUGAACCAUGCGAUACCCCAGGGUUGCAUGUGGCUGCUACUAGCACCAGGUCUGGCUGUGUGUCGCUUUUCCAACUGCCGGUGGAGACCC